AUGACUGGGAAGCCCGUGCUUCACUACUUCAAUGGAAGAGGCAGAAUGGAGUCCAUCCGGUGGCUCUUGGCUGCAGCUGGAGUGGAGUUUGAAGAAGAACUUUUUGAAACGCGUGAAGAAUUUGAGAAGUUAAUCCAAGGUGGAGCCCUGAUGUAUGAACAAGUGCCCAUGGUUGAAAUCGAUGGAAUGAAUAUGGUGCAAACGAGAGCCAUCUUAAGAUACAUAGCUGCAAAGUACGACUUGUAUGGAAGAAACCUCCAAGAACAGGCCUGGAUUGAUAUGUAUGUAGAAGGCUUGAGGGACCUGAGUGACAUGAUUAUGUACUUUCCGCUCUCUCUGCCAGAAGAGAAGGAGAUAAAUCUUGAAUACAUCCUCCAACGAGCCACGACAAGAUUCUUCCCUGUUUAUGAGAAGGCCCUAAGAGACCACCAGCAAGAUUUUCUUGUGGGCAAUCGGCUGAGCUGGGCGGAUGUGCAGCUCCUCGAAGUCAUCUUAAUGGUUGAAGAGUGCAAGGCGGGUGCUCUGGCAGGCUUCCCUCUGCUACAGGAAUUCAAGGUCAGAACCAGCCAAAUCCCUACAAUUAACAGAUUUCUUCAACCUGGAAGCCAGAGGAAGCCUCCUUUGGAUGAUGAAUCCAUUGGGACUGCGAAGAACAUAUUCAAAUUUGAACAAGGCAUGUUUCUUAAAAACAUGAGCACUAUAGUAGCUGAGUACUAACAGACACA
This is a messenger RNA of Peromyscus eremicus (cactus mouse), 725 nucleotides long. Its product is annotated as glutathione S-transferase-like. Gene Ontology annotation, molecular function: glutathione transferase activity. The transcript is spliced from 6 exons. NCBI's taxonomy places the organism in Eukaryota, Metazoa, Chordata, Mammalia, Rodentia, Cricetidae. Gene Ontology annotation, biological process: xenobiotic metabolic process; glutathione metabolic process. The record is from RefSeq and is a predicted model, not a curated record. Bases 1 to 717 code for a protein of 238 amino acids.